CGCGUUCUCUACCUCUCUCUGUCGUCAUCCAGUCAUCCUUGCUCUUCCUCUCGCCAAAAUUGAUCAUCAAACACCCAAAAUCUUCGUUGUCUUCACCAAGGAAGCUCCAGUGAUCUACCAAUUGAUAGUUUUGGUGAUCAGACUUAAGAUUCAAAUUUCGAUCCUUGGCUUUCUCUCUCAUCGGGUUCAUCGCCGGAACCGCCACCGUCCAAUCAGGUCGCAGGCGAUCCCCCACCACCGGCUCAGAUGACUCUCCGUCCAUACUCUGAGUAAGCAAGCGCGUAAACUACCUUUCGUUGUUUAGACUUUUGAUCAAAGAAGGCUAUGUACUAGCAACUCAGACAGGAGAACUCCAAUCCCUUUCCUUUUCGAAGUUUAAUCUUUGAAUUGAAAUUCAGAAUUGGUUUCUUUGAUCUUCGGGUUUGAAGCUGAAAUUGGGUUUCUCCAUUUUUGAUGGUAUAAAACCCCAAAUGAGCUUGUUCUUUGGUUAUUGGGUUUUAAUCUUAUAAUUUUUUUCACUGUGAUUUUCUGGGAUAAUAGAAAGAACUGAGAGGAGGAGAGAGAAAGAAAACUGAGGGCAAUAAAUUUUGCUCAGUAAAUUCGUUAGACAAACGGCGCGUGGUUUGCACGCGCUGUUAGUUUUGGACAGUGCAAAUGCACUGCUGGUGCAUGGAAUCCGCUCCCCUAAGACGACACGCAUUAUCUCAAUUCUCAAUCGCAACCACAACGUUGUGUAAGCCAUUCUUCCUAGACAAAGGAGGGAACCAGAUCACCCCUGUCAAUUUAGUUCAAACUCGCAGUAGUGAGUAAGGACGUCGACUGUGUCUUGGCGAAGGAGAUCUCAGAGGAAGCGGCUCGUGGUGGAAAAGUCAAAUUUGGGCUGGGCAUCAGUCUUUUGUUUGAUUAUAGAACCAAGUUUUGGAUGCUGCAAGGUCCCGGUGAAGUUAGCUUCUUCUGUAAUCGGGUCGAAUUUGUGUUCGCCCCGAGUAAUAAUCAUGGCACUGGAAUUUUCAAAGAAAUACGGUGGUUGUUGACGAGAAGCGAAUGAGACUUGAGCGCUUGGAUUGGCCGAUCGCCGCCGCUGUGUUCCAACUUCCAUGGACGAUCCUCGCAAGCAUCAGGUCUCGUUGAGGGGCGCGAGCGCCAAGGAAAUUACCAGAGACGCCCUGCUCGAGAAGGUCUCUCAGGAACGAGAGCUUCGCCAAUAUGCCAGACGCGCCACCGCUGCCGCCCUCUUCCUUCAGAGAGUGUGGAGGCGCUAUAGGGUGACUAAGGUGGUGGCUUUGGAGCUCAGAGAGGAGUGGGAGAAGUGUGUGAAGCAGAAGCAAGCUGGUUUAGUCAUCACAGCAACCUGGAUUUCAAGUCAUGUUGUGAGGCCUUUUCUUUUCUUCAUUACAUGUUUAUCGAUUCGGAAGAGGAGAAUUGAAGCCGCAGAAGUUGACUCUAUGAAGAGUUGCUUUCAAAUGCUACUAGACAGCAUGAAUUCCACUGACUCGAAGAAGAGCUAUUGCUCUCUGGCAAUUGGAACUCUCGAGGAGAGAAGAAUCUGGGGUUAUCAGACGCGGAAGCUGAUUUCUCUUUGCAUGUUUGUUCUUUCGGAAUGCGACAAGUCCCGCCCAGGAAGUCAAGACAUUGUUGCUCUUGCGUCCUUGGCAAUGCGGCUUGUUGUUGUCUUAACUGAUGUCAAAGGGUGGAAGAGUAUUGAUGAACAUGACUGUCAGAUUGCCGAUGCAGCAGUGAAGGAUUUAGUUCGGUUUAUGGGGAGCCGUGAAAGUGGUCUUUACUCAUCGAUUAGAAUAUACAUUAACACAUUGGAUGCUCCUUGCUCUUCACGGACAAAAAGUAAUGUACAAACAGAUGACAGAUUUUUGAUUACUGCAAGCACAAUAACUUUGGCUCUUAGGCCAUUUCAUGCGUCAAAGUCCGAUCUAAAUGGCCUUGGCUUGUUGGAUGUCCAUAAUGUUGCUGAGAAGUACUCUCUGUUUCUGCUUACAAUUCCUUGGCUUACUCAGCGUCUGCCAGCUGUACUUAUACCUGCAAUGAGGCACAAAUCCAUUCUCCAACCUUGUUUUCAAACAUUACUGAUUUUCAAAGAGAAAAUAUUAAAGGAGAUGCUGGCUGUGGAUCAGUCAAAGUUUCAUGUUUCCCCCAAGGUUAUUCCACCAGUUGGUUGGGCUCUUGCAAACAUUAUAUGCCUAGCUACAGGGGGAGAGAGUGAUUCUGUUGAUCCUGGAGGUUUCCAUCAAGAGUUGGAUUGUGCAUCUUAUGUACGUGCUGUUAAUAGUCUUGCAGAAAACUUAUUAUCUAUGCUUGAGAAUGUUGACUCUGUCCAGGAGAAUCAGGAUCUCCAAAGUGAUGUUGAAACCAGUGAAAAGCCAAGCUAUACAGUUUCAUGUGAGACUGAAAUGACCCAUGGAUCUAUUAAGUUGUCGUUCUUGGAUAUGCUUAGGCCUGUUUCUCAGCAGUGGCACCUUACAGAUCUUUUGGCAAUAGUGAAUAAACUUGGUCACACUCAAGGGUCUGAGACUAUGACGCCAAAAAGACUGGAAUAUUCAGGGACGUUGGAAUUGCUGGAUAUUGUGCAUUUUUAUUCUUUCAUGCUAAGAAUGUUUUCAUUAUUGAAUCCAAGGGUUGGCUCAUUGCCUGUCCUUAACAUGCUAUCGUUUACUCCUGGAUUUCUUGUAAGUCUAUGGGGAGCGUUGGAAACCUAUCUUUUUCCUAGGAAUGUUUGCAGUGGUCAUAAACCCUAUGAUAUCAUUAGUAAAACUUCUGGUAGUGGAAAAGAUGGGAAUUUUGGAAAAAAGAAAAAGCAUGGCAAUAAUGAUGGAGGUAAUAAGUGGGUCAGUGUCCUUCAUAAAAUUACGGGUAAAUCACAAGCGGAGAUUGAUCAUACGGAUUUGCGUGGUAAUCAACCCAAGCCUAGACUUGUUGAAAAAGAGGAUUCUUCUGAUGUUUGGGAUAUAGAACCUGUGAGGCCUGGUCCUCAAGGUAUUUCAAGAGACAUGUCAUAUAUGCUUCAUCUAUUCUGUGCAAGCUAUUCACACCUGCUUUUGAUUCUUGAUGACAUAGAGUUUUAUGAAAAACAGGUACCAUUUACACUGGAGCAACAACGGCAAAUUGCUUCUGUUCUCAAUACAUUGGUUUAUAAUGGGUUUUCUCAAAGUAUUGGACAGGAGGGUAGACCCCUUAUGGAGUCUGCGGUCAGAUGCCUGCAUUUAAUAUAUGAAAGGGAUUGCAGGCACCAGUUCUGCCCCCCUGUUUUGUGGCUUUCACCUGCUAGAAAGAACCGCCCACCAAUUGCGGUAGCUGCCAGAACUCAUGAAGUUUUGUCAGCUAAUCAAAGAUCAGAUGAUUCUCUGGCUGUGCAAAGUAUAGGCUCUGUUAUAACUACAACUCCGCAUGUAUUUCCAUUUGAAGAAAGAGUGGAAAUGUUUAGAGAGUUUAUCAAGAUGGACAAAGCCUCCCGGAAAAUGGCUGGUGAGGUUUCUGGCCCUAGUUCACGAUCAGUUGAGAUAGUAGUUCGUCGUGGUCAUAUUGUUGAAGAUGGAUUUCAGCAGUUAAACUCCCUGGGAUCAAGAUUAAAGUCAUCCAUCCAUGUUUCAUUUGUCAGUGAAUGUGGCCUUCCAGAGGCUGGCCUCGACUAUGGUGGAUUAUCUAAAGAGUUUUUGACCGAUAUAUCAAAAGCUGCAUUCGCUCCUGAGUAUGGGCUAUUCUCCCAGACCUCAACCUCAGCCAGACUUCUAAUUCCUAAUCCAUCUGCAAGAUAUCUAGAUAAUGGUAUCCAGAUGAUUGAGUUCCUUGGAAGAGUUGUCGGGAAAGCUCUCUAUGAAGGAAUACUGCUAGAUUACUCAUUUUCUCAUGUUUUUGUACAAAAACUGUUGGGUCGAUAUAGCUUCCUCGAUGAACUAUCAACACUUGAUCCAGAGAUUUACAGGAAUCUCAUGUAUGUUAAGCAUUAUGAUGGUGAUGUUGAGGAACUGUGUCUGGACUUUACGGUAACUGAAGAGUCAUUUGGAAAACGGCAUGUUAUUGAGCUCAAGCCUGGUGGAAAGGAUGUUACUGUGACAAGCAAGAACAAAAUGCAGUACAUCCAUGCAAUUGCUGAUUAUAAGCUUAACCGACAGAUGUUCCUUUUUUCAAAUGCAUUCUAUAGAGGGUUAAUUGAUCUCAUAUCACCAUCUUGGCUAAAAUUAUUUAAUGCAGGGGAAUUUAAUCAGUUGCUUUCAGGUGGAAACCAUGACAUUGAUGUUGAUGACUUGAGAAAGAACACACGAUACACUGGUGGUUACUCUGAAGGGACCCGAACGAUUAAAAUCUUUUGGGAGGUAAUUAGCGGAUUUGAACCUAAAGAACGGUGUAUGCUUUUGAAAUUCGUGACCAGUUGUUCUCGAGCUCCAUUACUUGGGUUUAAACACUUGCAACCAACGUUUACAAUUCAUAAGGUUGCAUGCGAUAUCCCUCUGUGGGCAACAAUGAGAGGAGAGGAUGUAGAGCGGCUUCCAUCAGCCUCAACUUGCUACAAUACUUUGAAGCUUCCAACUUACAAGCGUCCAAGCACGUUGAGAGAAAAACUUCUAUAUGCAAUCAGUUCUAAUGCAGGUUUUGAACUUUCUUGAAGACAUGCCUUCAGGUGUCCGUCCUCCUUUCUGUCUUUGCUUCCUUACUUUGGGAUUGGAGUCAUCAGACCCCUUGGAUCUUGUAGGCUUAUUUUAGUAGUGCAUUCUUGAGUACUAAAAUGAAUAUUUCUUAUAAAUGUAUAUAUCAGUAGUGAAUUUGAAUACUAUAGAUAAGAGGAUAUAUGUCACUCAUAUUUGUCAAUAUUACUGUAUGAUUCAUAUACAUCGAUUUUUUUAUUUUUUUAUUUUCUUA
Molecule: messenger RNA, 4869 nt
Organism: Rosa chinensis
Lineage: Eukaryota; Viridiplantae; Streptophyta; Magnoliopsida; Rosales; Rosaceae
Product: E3 ubiquitin-protein ligase UPL7
Exons: 16
Coding region: 1098-4616 (1172 amino acids)
Biological process (GO): protein polyubiquitination; ubiquitin-dependent protein catabolic process
Molecular function (GO): ubiquitin protein ligase activity
Source: RefSeq, a predicted model, not a curated record